Anisakis simplex (herring worm) is the source of this 204-nucleotide messenger RNA. Lineage: Eukaryota; Metazoa; Nematoda; Chromadorea; Rhabditida; Anisakidae. The record is from the annotation of a GenBank genome assembly.
AUGAAUGUGACAUUGAACUGGUGGGGUAUGGGUAAUGAGGCGCAAAUAGCACAGCGAAUCUUCGAUUUUGAUGAUUGGAAUAUUUACACAUUGGCUGAAUACAGCCCCUAUUUUGUUGCCGAUGAACAAUUCAUCCACUUUUGGUGGAAACCACAAACGGUUAACUACUUGUUUUACUAUAAGAUGUCAAUCAGAUUGACUUAA